CCGCCCCACAAAUUGGAGAGGCGUCGCCACUCUAUUGAAACGGCUGACAGGAUGGCUGGGAGGCGCCUGUCCUCUCACUUAGCCCCAUGUCCUACCCCCUCUACUUCUUUACCUUGGCCUAGGCCAGUCUAGACAGUUAGACCAACUGAGCUGCGAAGUGAGGACUUUAUUCGCGUGCUCUCAGAAAAAAACACAAGCCAUGACCUUUGUCGUGUCGAUACUCAGCCUUAUAGGCAUGUCUUCGUUUUCGUUCGCUACCGACAACUCUCUGAAUUUCGUGCCUUCCUCCGUCGGAUUCAGCUCCUCUGUACGCUCGGUGUGCAAACCUAUACCGAGCACUUUAUCCCUCUGCCACGGGAUAGGGUACAAAGAAAUGCGGAUCCCUAACUUGUUAGGCCACGAUUCUCUCAAGGAGGCACAGCAACAGUCGGCAUCCUGGCUGCCUCUUGUGUCCAAACUUUGCCAUCGAGAUACAAAGAAGUUUUUGUGCUCGCUGUUUGCGCCCGUGUGUCUACCAGAAUUGAACGGACCGCUCAGUCCCUGUCGAAGUUUAUGUGAAGCGGUGAGGGAUGGAUGUCUGCCCGUGAUGAGCGCUUUUGGAUUCCCCUGGCCAGAGAUGUUUAACUGCACACGUUUCCCACGCGGGACCAAUCUCUGUAUCCAGCCAACAGGAGAGUCGGACGCACGGACCAACGAUGAGGUCCGGCACGAAGAGGCGUCUAAAGGAACUGUUAUCUGCGAUGCCUGCAGCCUGGCGUCGGAGGGCGAGAGCGACAUCCACGACAACUUCUGCCACAGUCAGUAUGCCUUCAAGCUGCGCCUGGGCAGCAUGUCCACCGUCGGGGGAGACCGGCAGCUGGUUCCCCUUGGCCGCAGCCGCAUCCUGAGGUGGGCCGGCGGCGCCGCCGAGCGCGCUGAGGGGGUGGGCGGGGCCAUGGCUCACAGCGCCCUGUGGCUGCCCGAGGGGGCCACCUGCAUCUGCCCUGGCCUGGACCCUUCAAAGGUGGCUGGGGAGGGCGGGCGGCCGAGGAAGGAGGAAGUCCCAGGGAGAGGGGAGGGUAAGAGUGGGCUGCCCAGUGGAUGGUACCUGGGUCUGGCUCAGCCCGAAGAGGGACGGCUGGUUCUGACGCGGCUGGUGAAAUGGAGCCGAGAGGACAAGGAGCUGAAGAAGUUCAUACGCUCUAUUCUUAAACAGUCAUGCUUGGCUCCAUAGAGAGGCGCGGACACGUUUGUUGGUUGCAUGCCAAUCCUGCUUUUCUUGACAUGUAAUUAUGCUGUGCAAUUUAAUUUAUGAUUAUGUCUUUUUUUUACUCAAGUGACUCAAAAAUGCUUAACUGUUUUGACUGCUGGAAAGACGGAUAUGCGAUUACAAUAAAUUGCUGUGUAUUCAAGUACACUGUAUAAAUAUCUACAUUGAAAGAGUUAUUGACCUAAAAUGGAUAUUGUCAAUGAAACAGUUUGUAUCAAUAGCCUCUCUGACCUUCUUAUUGUUACAUCUCUUGACAACAACAAAUAAAAUAAAAAAGAGUCGACAAGA
Gadus macrocephalus (Pacific cod) is the source of this 1537-nucleotide messenger RNA. RefSeq names its product secreted frizzled-related protein 2 like (gene sfrp2l). The coding region runs from base 200 to 1213 and encodes 337 amino acids. Gene Ontology annotation, molecular function: Wnt-protein binding. Gene Ontology annotation, biological process: negative regulation of canonical Wnt signaling pathway; canonical Wnt signaling pathway; non-canonical Wnt signaling pathway. The record is from RefSeq and is a predicted model, not a curated record. NCBI's taxonomy places the organism in Eukaryota, Metazoa, Chordata, Actinopteri, Gadiformes, Gadidae. The transcript is spliced from 3 exons.